Drosophila busckii is the source of this 2104-nucleotide messenger RNA. RefSeq names its product Xbp1 (gene Xbp1). NCBI's taxonomy places the organism in Eukaryota, Metazoa, Arthropoda, Insecta, Diptera, Drosophilidae. Gene Ontology annotation, cellular component: nucleus. Gene Ontology annotation, molecular function: RNA polymerase II transcription regulatory region sequence-specific DNA binding; DNA-binding transcription factor activity, RNA polymerase II-specific. The record is from RefSeq and is a predicted model, not a curated record.
CAGCUAAAGUGAAAAGCCCAAUUGUUAAAGUACACGUACACGAAGUCUUAGAGUUGAAAUGCGCAUUUCGGGCAGAAAUAGAAAAUUGCGUGAGAUUAGGAUGAUUUGAGGUGCAGAAAAUCAGAUAAAGUUCGUAGCCUGCGCAUUACUCGCGGAUACCUCAACAAUGCAACAAUAAUUUUUCACACAUACGGAUAACCAAGCAAGAAUAAAAUCAAAACAUUGGACUCAGUGUUAAUAACUGAAAUAGCCUGAAACUCGAAUAUGAAUACAUUGCCUAAACUGAGACCAGCGCCUGCUCCAAUGACUCCAGCUGCCUUGCUGCCCAAGGCGGAGUCGCCGAGCUACUCGGGCUAUGAUUCAUCAUGCAACAGUGUUGCGGAUGAGGAGAUGAUAGCAGCACCUGUUAAGACCAAGAAGCGGCGCUUGGAUCAUUUGUCAUGGGAGGAGAAGGUGCAAAGAAAGAAAUUGAAGAAUCGCGUUGCCGCACAGACAAGUCGCGAUCGCAAAAAGGCGCGCAUGGAAGAAAUGGAGAUUGAGAUAAAGGAACUGACAGAGAAGACAGAAAUAUUGCAAAACAAAUGCAUGAGCUUGCAGUGCAUUAACGAAUCACUGCUGGCCAAAAAUCAGAAACUGGACAUGGAAAUGGAGCAAAUGCGUCAGGAACUCGCCGAAAUGAAACAGCUUGCCAAAGGCAACAGCCUAAGUGCCAUAGUAGGCGCUGAGGGCUGUGCGUCCACACUCACUGGAUCUGCAGCAUCCAAUGCUGACCCUCUGCAGCAGGGUACAAGUGGACACACAGUCGUCAGCGCGUGCCAUGGCAUCGAAGCUGAACCAGAGCAACACCACAGCCUCGCUAUGGAAAAUUGUGGCUCUCUGCCUUCUAUACAAGACAUGCUGCUCGUCGACGACGAAGAAUUCGACGCGCGACGGCUCGAAGAGUUGGCCGAAAGCCUACUCGCAGAUAUCGCCGCAGACUUGGAAACAGGCACUGAAGCGUGCGAGCCAGAUGCUACCAAAGAUGAAGGCAUCACAGAGCGAUUGCCUAGACCAGUGGUGGGGACCGCAGCAGAGCGCCUGGAAUCCCACGGGCAUAGAGCUGAUGGCCUAAACAGCAACACCAAAAACAUGCAGACCACAGUGCAGCACAGGAGCAGCCCAAGGAAACAAGUGUCACAGAUAAAUGAAAACCAACAAAAGAAAGCUUCAGCAACCAAUAUAGUGAUGAAGCCCCCAACGACAAAAACGAAAAUAAUUUCAGCAGCUGCUUUCAUUCAGGCGCCCACACCGGACACCGUGUAUGGCACCUACGAUGCAAAAACUAAUUCCAUCACCAUUGUUAUGGAUGAUGAUACAGAACCCAUUAACGAGGCGGUUGAGAUAAUUUAUGGCGAUGGUGUUAGCGCUUGCGAUGAUUCUACAGAAGCCAUGUGCCCGCCUCGUGCCACUUCGCCCACAGAGGUGUUCCUCAGUGUUAUUAAUGCCACUGAUGAAUCAGAUGAUGAGACCACAAGCCAUCUUAAUUUCGAGCCUAUGGAAAGUUUUCUCAGUCCGCGUGUAAAGGCCAUUUCACCGCUAGCCAAAUCUCCAGCGUUGUCCAUGCAUUCGGCCAUCUCGGAUCAUGGCUAUGAAUCCAUUAUGGGCUCACCUGCAUCCACAACGCUUACACACUUGGAUAGCGAUGUUAAUAUGCCCGCAAGCGAGGAAGAUGAAUUCCUUUGGGAGAGUAACUUUGAUGAGCUAUUCCCCAGUUUAAUAUGAACGUAAAUUUUUCAAUAGAAAACGUAAUGUUAGUUCAUUUUGAAUACGGCUGGCCGCCUCGUAGCUUAAGUGUUUUAGCUGUUAAAGUUAAGUUAAAUACUUCUCAGAAAUUGUACAGGAUUUGUCGUUGAAGGCUUUACCAUAUAUGAUAUUGGACGUAAUAUUUAAGUGCUAAGCUAAUUUGUUAGUUUCUAUUUAUAUGUAACACAUGUCAUAUUCACAUAGGCGUAACCCUCUUAACUUUUAAUUUCAAUGUGCUCAAAUCUAAUAUGCAUAAUCACACAAACACAAGAUUCUAAAAUAUAUAUAUAUGUGUACUUACAUAUACACAAAGCGGAAAUUG